Molecule: messenger RNA, 798 nt
Organism: Biomphalaria glabrata
Lineage: Eukaryota; Metazoa; Mollusca; Gastropoda; Planorbidae
Product: rRNA-processing protein FCF1 homolog
Exons: 8
Coding region: 152-745 (197 amino acids)
Cellular component (GO): small-subunit processome; nucleolus
Source: RefSeq, a predicted model, not a curated record
GUAAAUAUUGAAGUGAAUAGAAGCGUGAGAACACGUCCAGCAGCCCGAAAUAUUUAGAUCUACCCACGUCUAGAUCUAGAUAAGUCUUCGUAAAUAAAUCUAAUCUUCUAGAUCUAAGUCACUAGAUCUACCUUAAUAAAUUCUCAUAACAAUGGGAAAAGAUAAAAGAACCAAGAAGUUUGCUCAAGUUAAAAGACUUUUAAGUUUAAAGGAUACAAGGCUAAAAGCAAAGGAUCGCAUCAAGAAAAAAAAGAAAAAGCCAGAUCCACAAAAUCUUUCACAAAGAGAAUUGCCCCAGGCGUCCUCAGCAAUGUAUUUCAAUUACAACACUCAGCUAGGUCCACCAUUUCACAUCAUCCUUGACACAAAUUUCAUCAACUUCUCAAUUAAGAACAAAUUAGAUGUUGUCACCAGCAUGAUGGACUGUCUAUACGCUAAAUGUAUUCCAUACAUAACAGAUUGUGUUAUGGCUGAGUUAGAGAAGUUGGGCAGAAAAUACAGAAUUGCAUUAAAGAUUGCCAAAGACCCAAGAUUUCAUCGUUUGACUUGCAUCCAUAAAGGAACUUAUGCUGAUGACUGCAUAGUUAGGAGAGUCACUGAGAGUAAAUGCUACAUUGUAGCUACCAAUGAUAAAGAUUUAAAGAAGAGAAUCCGAAAAAUUCCAGGUGUUCCAAUCAUGUACAUCACACAACACAGAUAUUCUAUAGAGAGACUGCCUGAUGCUUAUGGUGCACCCAAGAUGUAGUUGUGUGGCUCAUGUUGUUGUAAAUAGUCAGAUAAUAAAAUUUACAAAUUAUU